GGAUUUGUGACGGAAGGUGACGAGCGAGCGAGCUGCUGUACAGUUUUGUUGCGCUGGAACCAGUGUACUCCAGUCGUUUUGACAAGACUCUUGUGCAAAGUGUGAACGGGAACGCUUCGCAUUCGUGUUCGUAGGCAGGCAAGCAGGCAGGCAGGAAGGCAGGCAGCAGCAGCAGCAGCCUACCAGUGAUUUUAAUUGUACAGAAACCUGUGAAGAAACCGUGCAGCAGCAUCUGGAAGGUGGUAGCAGUGUCACAAAUAAAGUGAAAGUGUGCUGUGCCGAGCAGCGCAUUGCGACCGUAGCAGGCCACAGAGCAGUCUGAAAGCGAAGAAAACUUGGGCUGUACUAUGUGUGUGUAUUAUGCAGCAGAUUUGGUGCCCGAUUUAUGAAUCAACUAGAAACGGUACCGAGCAGUAGCGAUGGAAAGCAGGAAGUGAGAAAAAGAAGAGCACACGACAGAAGGAAGAAGAAAGCGAACUAGGGAACCAGGCUGCGUAAGUGUAUGUGUGUGUUGAUUUGUUUCAUGGCUGUGUGUGUAUGUGUGUGUGGGUUUGCUGGUAAUUUGAAUGGAAAUGCAGAAUGAAUGAAUGCUGCUCCGAAUGAGUGAGCGAGCAGGCAGUAGCAUGCGCGAAACGAAGCGCCACACGAUAGUGUGAGUGAGUCAGUGAGUAUUGUGUGUGUGUGCGUGUGUGUGCGUGUGUGUGCGUGGAAGUAUAGAAGGUUUUACGGUGUCGCGCGGGCUGGAGGAACGGGUGUGAUAUUGCACGUACACACCCACAGUGGCCACGGAGCAACGCCAACGCCAAACGAGGCAACGGCAACAGCAACAGCAGCGACAGCCAGACAACGUAUCACGCACACUAGACAUCAUCAAUAGCAGUUGAGCCAGCGGUUCGAACGCACCGGAAUCGCGUUUCGCUGAGCUGUGUGUGAGAAGAGUGUAGAGAGGUGUUGUGUGUUACUACACACUUUGCGAACAAACAGGCAGCAGCAGCAGCAAGCGCUUGACAGGACAAAAGCGGAAAGGUAGCGUUUAGGUGACAGUGGUGGUGGUUGUAUGGUGAAGUGAGUGGUGGUGACAGCAUCUUCAACCAACGCAGGAAAAAAUCGCAACCGCAACGCGUUCGAAAUUCGGGAACAGAAACGGAAAACGCACAACACAUCCAAUCGCCAGUCCCCGCCCGACACCCCGCGCUGGUCGUACCGAUCCAUAGCAGCAGCACAUAGUUAUGGAUUCAAUAUGGCUGACGACACACGUAAAGUUCGUGUCGAGGAGCAACUGAAGAUCAAAAUAGGCGAAGCGAAAAGUCUCGUAGGACGCAGCAGCAAUGGCAGUGGUACCACCACGUCGUCCAAAGAAAACCGGGACGUCUACUGCACGAUCGCACUCGACCAGGAGGAAAUAUGCCGGACGCCCACGAUCGAGCGGACGCUGUCGCCGUUCUUUGGCGAGGAGUACCAGUUCGAGAUACCGCGCCCGUUUCGCUACCUGUCCGUGUACGUGUGGGACCGGGACCGGCACCUGAAGCAGGACAAACCGUACGGCAAGAUCGCGAUCCGGCGCGAGGAUCUGCAUCAGUACAAUCACAAGGAUCACUGGUUCCCGCUGCGGCCGGUCGACGAGGACUCGGAGGUGCAGGGCAUGGCCCAUCUGCUGAUCAGCAUCGAUGACGGUGUGGGCAACCUGAAGCAGCAUACCGGCGAGUUCGAGGACUACCGGUAUCUGACCCAGCCGACCACGCUGUCCCGAUUGCACCAGCAGCAGCAGCAGCAGCAGCAGCAACAGCAGCAGCAGCAACAGCUUCUUCUUCACCAAAACCAUCUAAACCAGCACAAUCUUCUUCACCAUCAUCUGCAUAGCGCGUCCGGGGUCGGUGGUGGUGGUGAGUCGAAGGAGAACGGUGGUAUCCUUCCCUACCAGCAUCCGCCUCCUUCCCACUCGCCCAACCCGUCGUCCAACCAUGCGCUGAUGGCGGUACAGCUAAACAGUGCUGUGAAUAGUACAAACCUAAAGUUAUUUUACCCGACCAAGGGUGGCAGCAACAACACGCACACACUCCUCGGCGGUGCGGUGGAUGGCAGCGUCGGUGGUGGUGGUGGUGGUGGUGGCGGUGCGGGCCAAAUAGCGCCCCUGCUGAAGCUGUUCGACCCUACCCACACGUCCCCGCUGCUGCUGUCGCUUUACACCAACGGCAAUGGCGAGCUAGGGCACGGGCACGGUUCCGGUGGACUGCUGUCGUCCGUUGGUAGUGGCGGUGGCGUUGGUGGAGGUGGUGGUGGCGUUGGCGGUGGUGCUUACAGCAGCCAGAUCAAAAUCAAGCUGACCGAGUGUGUGGAGCUGGCGCGCAAGAACGGGCUCUGCGAUCCGUACGCGGUCGUGGCGGCGCACUACUCGAACAAAAAGACCAUCACCAAGCGGACGAAGGUGCGGAAGAAGACGAUCAACCCGUCGUUCGACGAAACGUUCUGCUUCGAUCUGUGCAUCGAUACGUGCGGGGGCGACUCGGCGAAAAGUGAUAGCAACAACAUGUACACGGUGAUGCCGCUCGGCGGUGCGGACCUGUGCGAGGUCGUCAUUAGCUUCAAGCACGCCAGCCCGGGCAUUGGCGACGACGUGUUUCUGGGCGAGAUCCGCAUCCCGGUGCGGGGGAAGCAGCAGCAGAAUGCGGUCCAGCCGAGCGCCUGGUACUUUCUGCAGCCCCGCACCAGCCAGUCGCGGCCGAUGCGGACGUGCGCGACCCCGCCCGGCACCCGGCUGUCGUGCGACAAUUCGCUCGGGUCGCUGCGGCUCAAGCUAAACUACACCUCCGACCACGUGUUUCCGCUCGCGACCUACGACCAGCUGUACAACGUGCUGAUACAGUCGAUCGAGCAGAAACCGAUCACGGCCAGCGCGGUCCACAUACUCGGCGAGAUUAGCCACAACAAGACGGAGGUGGCGCAGCCGCUCGUGCGCCUGUUCACCCACACCAACGUGAUUGCGCCGAUGAUAAAGGCGCUGGCCGAUCACGAAAUUUCCAAACUCACCGAUCCGACCACCAUCUUCCGCGGCAACACGCUCGUGUCGAAGAUGAUGGACGAGGCGAUGCGGCUGUCGGGGCUGCACUAUCUGCACGCGACGCUGCGCCCGAUCGUGGAGCAGAUCUUUGCCGAGCGGAAGCCGUGCGAAAUCGAUCCGUCCCGGGUGAAGGACGUCGGCGCGAUCGAGGGCAACCUGCACAACCUGCAGGACUACGUCGGCAAGGUGUUCGAGGCGAUCACGCAGAGUGCGGUCAAGUGCCCGGCGAUACUGUGCGAGAUCUUCCACAAUCUGCGCGAGUGUGCGGCCAAGUACUUCCCGCAGAACAAGGAGGUGCGCUACUCGGUCGUGUCGGGGUUUAUCUUUCUGCGCUUCUUCGCACCGGCCAUCCUCGGGCCGAAGCUGUUUGAUCUGACGACCGAACCGGGGGACGACCAGAUAAAUCGCACCUUAACGCUGAUCUCUAAAACGAUACAAUCGAUGGGCAACCUGGUCAGUUCGCGAUCGGCACAGCACCCGUGCAAGGAGAAGUACACCGAGCAGCUGUACAAGAAGUUUUGCACCGAGCAGCACGUCGAAGCGAUCAAGCACUUCCUCGAGGUGAUUUCCACCGUCGGUGCCACCGGCGACAGCGGCGACGGGCUAUCGAGCGCCCUGGAACCGGUGGUGCUGAAGGAAGGGAUGAUGACGAAACGCGCCCAAGGACGCAGACGGUUCGGCAGGCGGAACUUCAAGCAGCGCUACUUCCGGCUGACGACGCAAUCGCUUAGCUACGCCAAGGCGAAGGGAAAACGACCCAUCUGUGAUAUACCGCUAACUGACAUACUGGCUGUCGAACGGCUCAACGAACGGAGCUUUAAGAUGCAGAACAUUUUUCAGAUAAUCAAAAGAGACCAGCGACCCCUCUAUGUACAAACGGCCAACUGUGUGGAGGAGAAGGAGUGGAUCGAUCUGCUCAGUAAGAUCUGUCAAAACAACAAAGCCCGCCUGGUAAACUUUCACCCCCGAGCGUACAUCAACAACGCGUGGACAUGUUGCAACGAAAGCGAUCAGUAUGCGCCCGGCUGUACGCCCGUGUCUUCCUCCAGCCCAAUCCAGAUGGAUCUGGCCACGGCGCUCGACCCGGCUCGGGACCUUCAGCGGCUCCACUCGCUAAUCAUUGCCAACAUCAACAGCCUGGAGGUGCUGGAUCCGGCCCUAAACGGUACGGCCUACGAGGACCCGAUGGCGGCGCGCAUAACAAUCAAAAAGCUGAACGAGAUCGCUACCACGCUGGAGCAGAUCCACCGGAAGUACAAGUCGAUGCUGGCGCGCGACCUCAAGUACGGCAGCCGGCAGGCACCGAUCGGUGACGACAACUAUCUACACAUGCCGCGGUCCGGCUUUACGGCCGCGGUAAUGGCAGCCGCUGCGGCGGCAGCAGCAGCCGCCGCCACCACCACCACCACUAACACCACCGGCGCCUCCAACACCGCUGGUGUUAAUGGUUCCUCAUCUAACAACUCCUCCUCCUGCCUCUCCAACAGUGGCAGUAGCGCGGUGGGCAUCAUGGGUGGUGGUGGUGGUGCCGGUACCGGAACGGUCGGCCUUACUCCCAUCACCGUUACGACGCAGCACUAUCCCGAUGCCGGUUUGGCUCACUUUUUCCCCCACCGGGGCAUGCUGGUGCGCAGCGCGGACGGUGGUGGUGAUCCGCUCACGCAAUGCUAGCGGCGACACGGCCGGGAAGGGCCUACUGUCCGAGCGACGGCAGCGACGACGAUACACGCAAUACUCGACGAAGGCGACGACGACGACGACGACGACGGGGCGUGCUAAAGCGCGUGCUCUGAACCGCACGGGACAAUCAUCAUGUGAACGACACACUCCCAUUUUUUCCAUUAAGUAACCACACGGACACACACGCACGCAGUCACACGAUCGUUUUCUGGACGUAUGGCGCACAGCAAGAACCAUAGGACGAACGCGUUUAAUUUAUUUAUUUUUAUAGAUUGGAGAAUUUAUUUAGUAUUUGUUUAGGUUUGCUUGUUUUCUUUCUUUUUCUAGGGGAUGUUUUCCUAGGUGUUAACGUUAGCGUAUUCCCACUCUCCUCUUGCCUUAAGCAGUGGCGCAAUGGUUGAAUGUCCUGUCGAAUGAUAGUGAGUUAUGUGUAGGACACGAUAUUGAUUGCCCAUGGCGUUAACGGGUGGUAGUAGCAGGGAAAUGGAAACAAUCAGCAUUAUGGUUCUAGCACCUCAAAAUUAGUGCGUAUGUGUGUGGUCGAUCAAGAGUUUUCAAUCACAAAGUUUUUGAUUUUGUUAAUCCUUGUUUUACACUUUUGGACGGGAUAUCUUUGCGAAGGUUUGCACACAAUCACGGUGUGCUGUUGCUGUGAAACCUGCCUAGUGGCUUAGCAAUCAUUCGAUGUUGUACAACACACUUAAAACGAUUGUAUCAUUGCAGGAUUGUAAAUUGUGUGCAUUUUUAAUUGAACUUAUUAGACACAUUUCUUUACACAGCUUAGGCGGCCUUUAUAGAAGAAACUUUGAAAUGUUUCCUUUGUAGUUUUCUGACUGUGCGUUGCAAUACUAAUUACCGUCAGGGGGAGUUGGGGUAACCGUUACACAUGUACGUUAAGCGCUCUCUAGCCAUUAAUACACAGAACGAACUGUGUUGCACAAAACAAAAGGUGUGUCGUGUGCGCACAUUUCCCCCAGUCUGAUUAACAACAAACCAUUCCACAGCAGGGACCGGUACACCGUACGCAACAAACACAUCGGUUAGUGUUUUUGUGUUGUUCUUUUUCCUUCUCCUUAAUGUUAGCAGGUGGUGUGGGCAUUUAUUGAACAAAUUUAAAGCGAUAAGUGGAAUAGCUCGCUAUUUCUUGUAUUCUUUCCUUUGGCCUCCCCUUAAACAUAAACCUAACCCAACACGGAACACAGAUCUAUACAUUCUUCGCGCAUUACUGGUAACACACGAUUCUGCCUCAACUAUACACAGAAAGUGAAGCAACGCAAAACACUGUUAUGUAAAAUAGGAAAACCAAAACCCCCAUCAGCUGAAUGAAUAACGUUUAAAUAAGUAUAAGCAGCAACUAGACUAACUAUUCUGUUACCGCGCCGCCCUACACAAUUAACAAACAGCCUACAAAACAAAUCUGAUCAUUUGACUUAUACUAUACGCGGGAAUUUACUCUCGGCCUGUGCCCGAAAGGAACAGUAUCAAGUCCACCGAGUCGAGGUGUGGCUUGCUAAUUUUGGUUGCAAUCUCAAAUGGUAGUUUAAGCGGCCAGCGUAUUGUUUUUGUGCUUGUUUUGUUGUUUGCUAUAACUUUACAUAAAUCUGCAUUCCUGUGACCGACCGAACAAAAAAGGCCAAUCAAUUCAGUAGACUACCUGGCAGAUGAUAUUGAAUGUUACAGGGGGUUUCAGGGGUUCUCAUAGCUGUGGGAUACUUUCAUGACCUUUUCUUACGGGAAAUGAACUUUAUAUGAUGAGAAUUGGACUCUAUAGCACCCUUUUUGGACAAAUCCAAUAGGAAUUUUCAAUGAGUAUGUCCAAAAAGGGUGCCAUAAAGUCCAAUUCUCAUCAAAUAGAGUUCAUUUCCCGUAAGAAGGGUUCAAGAAAGUAUCCCACAGCUAUGAGAACCACCGAAAAAACUCUGUACGUUACGUGCGUGUGAAACAAACGCACCCAAGUACACAAGGACGUACGGUGGCGGCGCAUCCCUUAAUCCUACCGCAGGAUAAGGAAGAAAAUAAUUCGAAUUUAUAUCGUAAGACUACUCUACACACACCUUCACACAUUCACACCAGCAAUGCGUUUGUGCAUGGUGAGGAAAACGAGAACCGACCGAUGUUUGUUGUUGUUGAUCAUUUAAAUUUUACACGUCUAUACAUGCAUAUAUGACUAAAUGACUUCUUAAAUGUUGACAUUAGGCGGAAUGUGGCGGGUUGUUUAGCGCGACUGUAGAGCGUUGAAGAAAGCAGCGCACACAAGGUGGUUAAUGCCAGCACCAAAAUAACUUUAUAUGCACCGUAACACUACAAAACAAAAAACAACCACCCCAGGCACCAGGCACAGCGAGUUUUAACUAUUAGAAAGCAAAUUCGUACUCAAGAUGCAACAUUUGCAUCGACAGGCGAGUAGACUAAGUAAGAUAUACCGACGGGAGGGAGAAAGAAGGGCUCCCGAAAUAUGUCCACAAUUUGAAUUUCUUCUCGUCGCGGCGGGUGGGUGAGAGUGAAAAUGAAAAUGGAUCUCUCGACAGCAGAGAGGAGGAGGAGGAGGAGGAGGAGGAGGAGGAGGAGGGGCGAAGCGUUGAUGAUGUGUAGAGCACCAACAACCCCUGCAACUCCGAAAAGAAGUAAGAUAGAGCAUCAGCAGCAGCCUUUUUACAAACAAUGGAAAACAAACACCACACCAACGGAACUAGGGAAAACAAACACAGAAACAGCGUACUGAAUGUAUAGAGAAACUCUAAUUAGAUGAAGAAGAAACGAAGAAGAAAAAACUAUUAUAAACCAUCAGCAAAGAAUAAUCCCACCCAUAUUUGUGGUGUACUACAAGACAACCUACUAGGAGAGGUACUACUAAAUUACCAAAUGUUUCAUCAUCUCAAACUUUUUUUCAUUUUAGUGUAAAACAAACAAACAAAAGCGUAUGUGAUUGUACAAGAGCUACACAGCGAUGAGAUGAGCGAACGGCGGGUGAAGGACUCUAUUUAAGCAGCAAAACAGAAAAGCAUGAGAAGUGAAACGCAAACCCCUCUCUACACAGUUGCAUUCGAGACAAUUGGUGUGAAAAGAGAAGACCAGUCAGUGUACUUGUUGCACUUUGGUUUGGUGAGAGCUAUCCUUCUCGAAUCUCAAUAUUAGUGUACCGAAAAAUGCAUCCCCACACGUGGCCGCGUGGUAAACGUGUCUUUUUGAAGCUAUUAUGAAAGGUAACACAUUUUUAUUAAAACAUCAUCAUACACUCGAUGGGUUAAAGUUGUUAAAGAAAGCAAUUAAUGCCGUUUGGAGCACCUAGUUGGUUUAAUUACGGUACCAUUUCUGGGAACCAGCGAUACAUCCAGAACAUGUCGCUGCAUUGCACAAAAAUGUGUGUUGUUUUUUGUUUGUUUCUUUGUUUGUUUGGGUUUGGUUGUGUAGCCGUUUUGGUAAAAAAGCUGGCUAAGAAAACGAUAGAACGCUGUAGAAUGAGUAUAAUGCAAAAUUGUAGUACUCUAUUAGUGUUUCUUUCUUUGUGUUAAUGUUCAGCAGAUUCGGUUAUUGUGGAUGAAAAGGGGAUAAAGGGCGAUUAAGUCCAGCGGAUGAAGGGCAAAGGGCGAGCAGAUGGCAAAGGAAGUAUACUGUAGUGAGAAGAGGAGCAAGAAAGGCAGGCAAUUUGUAUUUUAGGUAGGAGAAAGUAACAAAACGGAAACUCUACUUUCGCACAAUGAAAGCAAUGGAUGUGUGUGUGUGUGUGUGUGUGUGUGUGAGAGAGAGAGAGAGAGAAUGAGAGAUAGAGAGAGAGGGAGAGAGAGAGAGAGAGAGAGAGAGAGAGAGAGAGAGAGAGAAUGAUGUUUAGAGAGCGAUGAGACGAAACGAAGGGCUGCGAGGAAAAAUGAGGAACCUGUGGAAUAUUAGGAAAAUAUGCUAAACAAUUGACGCAUAUUCUAUACAUAGAUCGAUUGAAUUAUAUAAUUAUUAUUAUUAUUUUUAUUUUUAUUAUUAUUAUAUUAAUAUUAUUAAUUUUAUUGUAGAUACAUUAUUAAUGUGUCGGUUUGUUUGUUAGCCCGUAAGUGAAGGACCGUGGAAAAGAUAACUUAAAAACAAACACUGAGUGAACUGUUACAAAACAAUACUUCACUGCUCCUGAUUAUGAGAUAAAGGAUAAGAAAUCAAACAUGUGAAAACAA
Molecule: messenger RNA, 8898 nt
Organism: Anopheles coluzzii
Lineage: Eukaryota; Metazoa; Arthropoda; Insecta; Diptera; Culicidae
Gene: RasGAP1
Product: GTPase-activating protein
Exons: 6
Coding region: 1241-4729 (1162 amino acids)
Biological process (GO): regulation of GTPase activity; intracellular signal transduction
Source: RefSeq, a predicted model, not a curated record